GUCGAUAAGGGCAGGCCUGCUUGGAUAACAACGAUGCCAAAUAAUGAAUACACCAUCGAAGAGCUGACGCAAUUGGCACAAGACAAGAUCAACCUUGGCGAGAAGCUGCUCAAAGGCUUAUCCCAACGGAACACCAUCGAGGGCGUGAAGAAAAUUCAAAAGAAAAUCAGUCAAGAACUUAAGUUUCUCAACCGUGUCAAGGCGAAUCGUACGGUCACGAUUAAUCACAUUCUUUGCAGCAACCUAACGCACUUUGGUUGCUUGGUGGACUGUUUGCUGGCGAGUGCAGAUGUGAAACAUGUCGACUAUCCGCUUCCCGUCGAAGAUCGCGCCUGCCCGCUGCGAGUGGACAUCGUCUGCGAUGGUGGUGCCACUUGGAUCAAGGUGAUCGCUCGCAACCCCAAGUCGCUUAGCGAUGCCGUGUACGGUCGGACGAGCUACGGCUCGAAAUCGAUUCUCGAGCAGGCGGAAGAGUACGUUCAAGCGGCCAUCAAUUUUCCUUACAUGUUCCGGCCUCCGGCAGUGGUGUUUCGCUUCCUCAGCAAGCUGGACGAGGAGCUGGUCCAGCAGCUACAAGAAGUCGGUGUACGCGUGGUCAUUCUAGCGGAAGAACCGCAGGAACCGAUGGACGUUGGUGCAAACUCCGCCACCUUCGCGGACUGCAGUAAUCCCAAGGACGAAAUUCGUCUGCUCAAUGUGGACGUAACCACGCUCAUAGCGUACUGCAGCGCAAUGACUAACGGGUCGGCGCAAUGGGAAUUCAAACAACCGCUACUAUCCGAACAGGCACGCUGGGAACGGGACAAGCCGGUCAAGCCUGUUCUGGAGCGCCUGUUCGAGGAAAAACGGUUGAUCUGCUGUCAAACGGCGUACGAUUCGUUUAGCGACAUUCUAACGAUACUGGGGGGCGAACAGGAGAAAGCCCGUGCCAAGGAGUUGUUCCAACGGGUACAGGUCCUGCCCGAUGUGCCUCUCGAGCAAGCGCCAAAGGAACUGCAAUCGCUCAAGCUGGGCGGUAAAAUACGGCCGCGAAGUUUGCAGGUGUUUGCGUUUGGCCUGUUUCACCGAGCAGUAACCGUUACGUCGAAUGAGGGAUUCACGCGCGCCGCCAAAAUGCAGGGACUCGAGGUGCCCGUUUUUCUCCAUGACGCGCGGGCGCUCACGGAGGACAAAGAAAGGACUGCCAAACCGCUUCAUGAGUGACGGCUUGCCGUUGCUAAUAUCACACAAUAUGCUGCUGAAUGGACCAAGA
This is a messenger RNA of Anopheles nili, 1252 nucleotides long. Its product is annotated as UPF0415 protein C7orf25 homolog. Lineage: Eukaryota; Metazoa; Arthropoda; Insecta; Diptera; Culicidae. The record is from RefSeq and is a predicted model, not a curated record. The coding region runs from base 34 to 1203 and encodes 389 amino acids. The transcript has a single exon.